This is a messenger RNA of Echinops telfairi (small Madagascar hedgehog), 1023 nucleotides long. Its product is annotated as olfactory receptor 6Y1. The record is from RefSeq and is a predicted model, not a curated record. Gene Ontology annotation, cellular component: membrane. The transcript has 2 exons. Gene Ontology annotation, molecular function: olfactory receptor activity; G protein-coupled receptor activity. NCBI's taxonomy places the organism in Eukaryota, Metazoa, Chordata, Mammalia, Afrosoricida, Tenrecidae. The coding region runs from base 1 to 1023 and encodes 340 amino acids. Gene Ontology annotation, biological process: G protein-coupled receptor signaling pathway.
AUGGAGCCAGAUGAUCAAGCAAGAGUGGAUAUUGAUUGGCCAGUGAUCAUCCCCAAGGUUCUGGAGGCAGACAACCUUACGGCAACAACAUAUUUCAUUCUUCUGGGAUUUCCCACCCGACCUGCCUUCCAGCUGCUCCUCUUUUCUGUUUUCUUGGCAACCUACUUGCUGACGCUGCUGGAGAACUUCCUGAUUAUCCUAGCCAUUCGCAGCGAUGCGCAGUUGCACAAGCCCAUGUACUUCUUUCUGAGCCACCUUUCUUUCCUAGAGAUGUGGUAUGUCACAGUCAUCAGCCCCAAGAUGCUGGUAGACUUCCUUAGCUCUGACAAGAGUAUUUCUUUCAAUGGUUGUAUGACUCAGCUGUACUUCUUUGUGACCUGUGUCUGCACAGAGUACAUACUCCUUGCUGUAAUGGCCUUUGACCGUUAUGUGGCCAUUUGUAAUCCACUACGCUACCCAGUCAUCAUGACCAACCAGCUUUGUGGGAUCCUAGCUGGGGGAUGUUGGCUCUGUGGAUUCAUGACCGCCAUGAUUAAGAUGGUUUUCAUAGCCCGGCUCUACUACUGUGGCACACCUCAUAUUAACCACUACUUUUGUGAUAUCUCUCCGCUCCUCAAUGUUUCCUGUGAGGACUCCUCACAGGCUGAGUUGGUGGAUUUUUUCUUGGCACUCAUGGUCAUUGCUGUUCCCCUUUGUGUCGUAGUGGCAUCCUAUGUCACCAUCCUCACCACCAUUCUCAGGAUUCCUUCUGCUCAGGGCCGCCAAAAGGCCUUCUCCACGUGUGCUUCUCACCUGACAGUUGUAACUCUCUUCUAUUCCACUACCCUUUUCACCUAUGCCCGCCCCAAGCUCAUGUAUGCUUACAAUUCCAACAAAGUAGUCUCUGUGCUUUAUACUAUCCUUGUCCCCCUCCUCAAUCCCAUCAUUUACUGCCUGAGGAACCGUGAUGUAAAGGCAGCUCUCAAGAAGACCAUGCUUUGCAAAGGAAGUGGGCCCAGAGAAGAUACAGAUUUAAGUAGUUAA